Molecule: messenger RNA, 794 nt
Organism: Filobasidium floriforme
Lineage: Eukaryota; Fungi; Basidiomycota; Tremellomycetes; Filobasidiales; Filobasidiaceae
Exons: 5
Coding region: 278-625 (115 amino acids)
Source: RefSeq, a predicted model, not a curated record
GACGACCAUUGCAAGACGGAGGCCGGUAUGCCUGACCACAAGCGCAAAGCUCCGGAUGGCCGGAUGGCAUCUGAUCACUUGACGAACGGUCGUGUGCUGUCGCUGGCCCAGGCGUACUUAUAUACCAGGCCGUCCCCGAUACACUUGGACAGUCCCACAUUCCUUCUUAUGCUACCUUUCUGCAACUAGGAAGUCCUCUUGAGGUCGACCGACCACAGUACCAGUUACAGCCUCCGACUAUCACUCUACGACCCAUCGACUAUCUGAAACCUUAACGAUGUCUUCUGCCGGACUCAGUAUCUCUCCUGCCGAUUCCACCUCCUCCUUGGAUAUCAACGAUGCCAUCUUCUGCGAGCACGGAAAAGAAGUCUGCGACGCGUGUGCCUUUGACGCGAGGGAAGAAAAUGAUUCCUUCUUCGGUUUGGACCCUAUCGAACGACGUCCUUUGCAGGUACCCGCGUACACCAAGAAUGCCAAGGAUGGGUCCAUCCAAUGCAAGAAACACUCUUCCGAUCACUGUUCGACCUGUUUCGGCUGGAAGAAGCAGCUUCAGAAGAUUCACAAGGAUACUGAACGGAAGGCUAAGGAGAAGGCGAAAGAGCCCGUGUCUAUCCUCCAUCAGUAAACAAGUGCAGCUAUGACCGAGACGAAAGCAGAUACUAGUAGCGAACAGAUAAGCGAGACCGCUAGUGUAUAUGAACCGAAGUGUUUCGAAUCCAACGCUGUAAACAGAACAAGAGUUGUAAGAUAUGUAUGUACGUGGCCUACGCAAAUGAUAUGACAAUCAUCGAACA